AGGGUGCGCACAGACCUGUUCAGCUCAGCGUGUGACGGAGAAGGGUGGAAGUUAGAGCUAUGGCCAUGAUUCUCAUUGGUCGGUGGGAACGUGGGCGCCGUGCCCUCGCGACGCUGACGCAGUGACGUACGGGAGCGACUUGGUCCGAUUCCCAAGAUGGCGCCGCGCAGGGAGCGAAGGUGUCGUUGUCGUUAGUGGCCUCGCUGUGUUGUGGGACCCUCGCGUGCUUGAUUCCUGCUGUCUGAAAACCCAUUGUCUGAAAACGUAUCAAGCAGGAACAAUUCUACUUCAAUAAAUGAAGGAAAAUAAAGAAAAUUCCAGCCCUUCUGUAAAUUUGGCAAACCUGGACCACACAAAACCAUGUUGGUACUGGGAUAAAAAAGAUCUGGCACAUACACCAUCACAGUUAGAAGGACUUGAUCCAGCUACUGAGGCACGAUACCGCCGAGAAGGAGCCAGAUUCAUAUUUGAUGUAGGAACACGUCUGGGACUACACUAUGACACUUUGGCAACUGGAAUAAUUUAUUUUCAUCGAUUUUAUAUGUUUCAUUCCUUCAAACAGUUCCCAAGAUAUGUGACUGGAGCCUGCUGUCUCUUCCUGGCAGGAAAAGUUGAAGAAACUCCAAAAAAAUGUAAAGAUAUAAUCAAAACAGCUCGUAGCUUACUAAAUGAUGUACAAUUUGGACAGUUUGGUGAUGACCCAAAGGAGGAAGUGAUGGUCCUGGAGAGAAUCUUAUUACAAACAAUAAAGUUUGAUUUACAAGUGGAACAUCCAUACCAGUUUCUUCUCAAGUAUGCCAAACAACUCAAAGGGGAUAAAAACAAAAUUCAGAAACUGGUUCAAAUGGCAUGGACAUUUGUAAAUGACAGUCUCUGUACUACGUUGUCACUGCAGUGGGAACCUGAGAUCAUAGCUGUUGCAGUUAUGUAUCUGGCAGGCCGUUUGUGCAAGUUUGAAAUUCAGGAGUGGACAUCAAAGCCAAUGUACAGAAGAUGGUGGGAGCAGUUUGUUCAAGAUGUACCUGUUGAUGUUCUGGAAGACAUCUGUCACCAGAUCCUGGAUCUGUACUCACAAGGGAAACAGCAAAUGCCUCAUCAUACUCCACACCAACUGCAACAGCCACCAUCCCUUCAAUCUACACCUCAGAUGCCUCCAGUACUACAGUCGCAGCAAUCUCAAAGUUCAGAGCAGUCACAGACACAGCAGCAAAAAGAGUCCCAGCAGUCAGUGCAACAGCAACAGCAGCAACAAACACAACAAUCUAAGAAACCCUCUCCUCAGUCAAGUCCUCCAAGGCAGGCUAAACGUCCAGCGGCUGUAUCUCCCAAAGAAGAAACCAAGGCAUCAGAACCACCACCAUCUAAAAUUCCUAAAAUUGAGACAUCUCAUCCACCAAUACCUCCUGUGCACCCACCUCCAGACCGUAAGCUUCCUUUGACAACUGCAGUUUCAAUGGGAGAAGCAGAGCAAAGUACUACAGUAGACUCUGUAGAGAUACCAAAGGUCCAGAUUCCUCCUCCAGCUCAUCCUGCACCCGUACAUCAGCCACCACCUAUGCCUCAUCGUCCUCCACCACCUCCACCUUCCAGUUACAUAACCGGGAUGUCCACUACAAAUUCUUACAUGUCAGGGGAAGGUUAUCAGAGUCUUCAGUCAAUGAUGAAAACCGAAGGACCAACCUAUGGAGCUUUGCCACCAGCUUAUGGACCACCAACUCACUUACCGUAUCAUCCUCACGUGUAUCCUCCUAACCCUCCUCCACCUGUUCCUCCACCUCCGCCUACAUCAUUUCCACCCCCUAAUAUCCCACCACCUACUCCUGGGUACCCUCCUCCACCUACGUACAAUCCUAACUUCCCACCUCCACGACUGCCUCCAACUCAUCCACCUCCAGGGCUGGGAAUGCCACCAGCCAAUUAUCCCCCUCCCACAGUUCCCCCUGGUGGACAACCACCAGUACCACCUCCAAUACCACCACCUGUUAUGCCACCUGUUGCAGGACUUGGACGUGCUACAUGGAUGAGAUAGCAUGAGAAUUGUGUACAAAUAUCUUUUAAUUUUGAGGAAUAGUUUAAAAGGCAGAAUAAUUGAGCAGUGACCAUAUUGUAAAGAUAAAUAGGAAAGUAAUUUGUAUAAUCUAGAUUCUGGUAUAGUAUAUAAAGACAUGGAACAGUGAAAUGGAAUCUUAGUUGACCUACUUGCAGUAUUGUUAAUGGCAAGAUAUAUAGGCUUUUAAUAUAGACACGGCAGAGCUAAUUAAAAAUCUAAAUUUAUACAUUUGAUUUAAAACUAAGUUGUCUGACUAAAUUGUCUUGAGUUAUUCCAACACUGGAUUACUUUGUACUAGUGACUUUAACCAGCCAUAUUGGCUCAUUUAUAUCGGUAAGAAGUAAAUUUUCUUCUAGAAAUCAGUGCCUACUUUUGAGUAUCAAAAUAGUCAGAUAUCCUGAAAUUCCAUCUAGAGUGUAAAAAAAGUUCAUUUUCAUUAAGUAACUCUCCUCUUAAUGUUAAGCAUCAGAGCUACUUUAUUUAAUAUGUAUAUAUUUACAACCCCCAGCUGACAGAAAUCAUUUUGAGAUGUUUGCCUUGCUAAUAUUUUUGUUUUGGAAUGUACUGCUAUCUUGAAAAAUUAAGUAUGUUUACACCUAUUUGCAAAUUCCUGUACAUAAAUAUAUAUAUUUUCUAAGUGUGAAAGUCUGAAUGUAACAACAUACUGUGAUUUACACCUUGGUUAUAAAUAGGACUGCUUCAUUCACUUGUACCCAAAUAAAAUUGGAUCUGAAUUUAA
This is a messenger RNA of Chrysemys picta bellii (western painted turtle), 2789 nucleotides long. RefSeq names its product cyclin K (gene CCNK). Gene Ontology annotation, biological process: regulation of transcription by RNA polymerase II; positive regulation of DNA-templated transcription, elongation. NCBI's taxonomy places the organism in Eukaryota, Metazoa, Chordata, Testudines, Emydidae. Gene Ontology annotation, molecular function: cyclin-dependent protein serine/threonine kinase activator activity. The record is from RefSeq and is a predicted model, not a curated record. Gene Ontology annotation, cellular component: cyclin/CDK positive transcription elongation factor complex; nucleus.